AUUUAUGAAAAGGCACAUUGCGUUUACAUGGAGCGCUCGCAUGGGUGCCGUACUCAGGUCACUACGACUUUGAGAAGGUUCGCGGGACCGUAAUGAGAGGAACAUCAACGAAUUCGGAAGGAAAAAACAUAAAAUCGCAAAUAGGGCACAACAGACUGGUGGUUUCCUAGUUUGGGUGUAGACCGUCCUGACUGACGUUGAGUGUUUUUUUUUGGCAGGUUGGUCCUUGGGAGUAAGUAUGCUGAGAACUGUAAAACCGCGCAAUGCUAGGUCCAAGCGGGCUUUGGACGCUCGUGAAGCGAAGGAGGUCGAGGAUGUUCGGACGGCGAUAUUUGUCAAGGGGACUCAUACAGGGGAGGUUGUGAAUGGUGUGAUGAAGGAGCUAAUGGCGCUCAAACGACCAGACGCGAUCUCGUUCUCAAAGAAAAACGCCAUUCACCCCUUUGAGGACGCUUCGUCGCUUGAAUUCUGGGCAGGUAAAAAUGAUGCGUCCAUGUUCCUCAUGGGCCAGUCUACGAAGAAGAGACCUGCAGGUCUUAUUAUUGCACGUACAUUCGACUCGAAAGUACUGGAUAUGUGCGAACUCGGAGUAGACAAGUUUGUCAGUAUGGCAGAGUUCAAAACACCAAAAUCAACACCGGGACAUAAACCCAUGAUGCACUUCGCAUCAGAACUAUUUGAUACCCAUCCUCGGUUUAUGCAAUUAAAAUCCCUGCUCAUGGAUUUCUUCAAUGGAGAAGUCAUCGACUCGAUAUGUUUACCAGGACUGGAGCACGUCAUCAGCGUCAGCCUCGCCCCCGCUCCGUCACUCCGUCCAGCAAAUCCUAUUCUAGGUGAAUCCCAAGAAGACGACAUCCAAAAUCUACCCAAAAUCCAUAUACGGACGUACACUGUAAAACUACUUCCGUCGGGAACGCGUGUACCGCGAGUCGAGCUGACGGAGAUGGGACCCUCCCUUGAUCUAUCAUUGAGACGGCAUCAAGCUGCUGACCCAGAGAUGUGGAAGGCGGCUAUGAGACGACCAAAGUUGAAGAAGCAAGACUUGGAGAAGGGUCUUGGCAAGAAGAAGAAAAAUAUGGAAGUGGACGAGAUGGGCGAUUUGAGGGGACGGGUGCAUAUCGCGAAACAGGAUCUCGACAAGCUCCAGACGCGGAAGAUGAAAGGCUUAAAGAGUACGCCGUUGGAAGAGGAUGGGAGUUCGGAAGAUUCAGGCAGCGAGCAGGAGGACGACCCUCGACAGAAAAAGCGAAAGCGGGAUUAAGGGUGAUUGUAUUGAUAGUUUGAUCAUGCAUGUGCGCCGUGACCUGUGGGGUUAGUAUUACACGUUCUUUAACGGGCUGGGCAGAACUUGCCUCGUGCUACGUGUCUCCCACUUAUCGCCUUUGAGGCCCGGCUUACGUAAGGA
Molecule: messenger RNA, 1405 nt
Organism: Suillus clintonianus
Lineage: Eukaryota; Fungi; Basidiomycota; Agaricomycetes; Boletales; Suillaceae
Product: Brix domain-containing protein
Exons: 4
Coding region: 239-1261 (340 amino acids)
Biological process (GO): ribosomal large subunit assembly; maturation of LSU-rRNA from tricistronic rRNA transcript (SSU-rRNA, 5.8S rRNA, LSU-rRNA)
Cellular component (GO): nucleolus
Molecular function (GO): rRNA binding
Source: RefSeq, a predicted model, not a curated record